AAAGGUACCGGGUACGACUUUGUCGAGGUCUUUUUUUUACAUCGUAAGGAAAGGGACAACAUCGCCGUAAAGUUCAUAACGCCCGCUCACACAUCGCCUAAAAGGGAACUAUUUACCGAAAAUGUCUGCGAAUAAAGAUGGUGGUGGUGGAUGGAAGACCUUUAUCUGGAAUUCGGAUAAGAAGGAAUUUUUAGGACGAACAGGCGGCAGUUGGUUCAAAAUCUUCAUCUUCUAUGUAAUCUUCUAUGGCUGCUUGGCUGGAAUUUUCAUUGGCACUAUUCAGGCCAUGCUCUUGACUCUCAGCAACUACAAACCCACAUACCAGGACAGGGUUGCGCCCCCAGGAUUAUCACACACCCCGCGCCCAGACAAAGCAGAGAUCACCUUCACCGCGGGGGAGUCGAAGAGUUAUGAGGCGUAUGUGGAAAAUAUGAAAAACUUUUUGGAGGCAUACAAUAUCUCAAAUCAGAUGGAUCAAAUGAAGUAUGAAGACUGUGGAGACAAACCCACAACCUACACAGACCGUGGAGAACUGGAGGGUGACUAUGGCAUGAGAAAGGCCUGCCGUUUCGAUAGAUCCUGGCUGAAGGAGUGCUCAGGCUUAACGGACCCAUCCUUUGGCUUCAAGGAUGGCAAACCCUGCAUCAUUGUUAAACUCAAUAGGAUAGUCAACUUCAGGCCCCGGCCUCCAGUUUCGAAUGACAGUCUCCCUGAGUCAAUCCACACCAGCUCUCAGAGCAAUCUCAUUCCAAUCCACUGCUCAAGCAAGAGAGCAGAAGAAGCAGACAAGCUUGGGCAUAUUGACUACUUCGGGGUGGGUGCUGGUUUCCCCCUCCAGUACUAUCCUUACUAUGGCAAGUUGCUACAGCCACAGUACCUCCAGCCUCUAUUGGCCAUCAAGUUUCAGAACAUCUCGAAGGAUUUCGACAUGCGCAUUGAGUGCAAAGUAUUCGGAGCGAACAUUGGUUACAGCGAGAAGGACCGUUCUCAGGGACGCUUUGACAUCAAAAUCCACAUCAAGUCAUGACCAUUGCUAUGAAAAUAGCAUUUUUACUCUGCCCCUUUCAAAACACAAUAAUUUAGACAAAUACAAAUUCAGUUGGAAAACAAAUAGUCUUGAACAAACUUUCAUAACAAACGGGACCUACACUUAAUCUGUAUGCUUUACACUAGCUUUCUCUGCAUGUCUAGGGUUAGAAUGUAAAUUACAGGAAGAGUAGCAAUAGCAAAGUAUUUAUUCUACUGUAAAUGAGAAUAUUCCGUGAGCCAUGGGACAUUCAUUUAUUACUGUAAAUUAUAAUUCCACUACUGAUGUAGCGAGCAGUGUUUCUGUCCCCUGAGUAUUUCUGCCUAGUGUGGUCUCUAUAUUUUAUGGAGUGUGCAGUGCAUUGUAGUCGCAUACAAUGGUCCUUUCCAAGCCAUGUUGUAAUUUCUGUUGUCUUAUGUGAGCGACUUGGUGGUCCAAGGUGUGUGUGUGUGUAUGUGUGUGUGUUUUAGUGAGCGUGAGGGUGUUUGAGUGGGAAUGUGUGUAUUUGUCUACUUCAAAACUGAAAAUACUGGCAUGGUACGCUCUGAACUCCCCAGGUGUGUGAGUAAGUGACUGCACUCCGUUCAAUUAUACUUUUUUCCUUUUCUUUCUUUCUUUCUGUCUUUUUUUUUUUUUUUCGUUGAUUUGUGGGGAAUGUUUUAACAUCACCUAUUGACUUUUUAUUUGAUUGUAUUUGGGAAAUUGGGGCAAAUGACAUUUCUGUGUAAGACUUGUAUUUCCUUUAUUAUUAAGUGUAGAACUGUGUCUAGUCUGGAGAACUGAUGUGUGCCCAGUGGUCACCAUGGCAACUCAGUGUUUUUAAUCAUUUUAUUUUUUUUGUUCUGGAGACAUCACGUUAUGUGGUGUUACUUUCUAAUGAAUGUUUUAGCCAUUUCAAUGGUGAAAGAAUUUUAUAUUUAUGCAGUUGUACAAUUUUUUUCAGUAGGAGAAUGUGUAAUGUAUGAAUCCAAAUACCAAAGUCUCUGGUCAGAGAUUAGAAACCGGUCAGAAGCAAUGCAGUACCACAUGUUCUAGAAUAUUUUGUGCUUAAAAGUCAAUGUUGAACAUCACAGCACUUGUCAAGAGUUUUGUGUGCUCUUGUAAUGUUAUUUAAAUCUGAGUAAUACCUGAAAAAAAAUAAAUGGACAGACAACUGA
Molecule: messenger RNA, 2184 nt
Organism: Xyrauchen texanus (razorback sucker)
Lineage: Eukaryota; Metazoa; Chordata; Actinopteri; Cypriniformes; Catostomidae
Product: sodium/potassium-transporting ATPase subunit beta-233-like
Exons: 6
Coding region: 122-1027 (301 amino acids)
Biological process (GO): intracellular potassium ion homeostasis; sodium ion export across plasma membrane; intracellular sodium ion homeostasis
Cellular component (GO): sodium:potassium-exchanging ATPase complex
Molecular function (GO): ATPase activator activity
Source: RefSeq, a predicted model, not a curated record